AUGUCUAACAUCACGAAAGUAACAGAAUUCCUCCUCCUGGGAUUCUCCGACAUCCGGGAGUUGCAGUUGAUCCAAGCUGCGCUGCUCCUCCUAGUCUAUCUGGCAGCCCUCAUGGGUAAUCUCUUCAUCGUUGCGAUCACCACCUUUGACCGGCAGUUCCACACCCCCAUGUACUUCUUCCUCAAGAACCUGUCAGUCAUUGACCUCGGCUACAUUUCCAUCACAGUCCCCAAAUCCGUAUUCAAUUCCCUCACAAAUGUCAACUCCAUCUCUCUGCUGGGCUGCGCUGCCCAGGUAUUCCUCGUAUUUUUAUUCGUUGGAUCAGAGUUGGCCCUGCUCACGGUGAUGUCCCACGACCGCUAUGUCGCCAUCUGCCGCUUAGCCAUCAGCAUCUGCUUAGCUUUCUUCUGCUUCGUGCUCAUCGUGGGCUCCUACGUCCCCAUCUUCUCAGCCGUGCUGAGGAUGCCGUCGACGGAGAGCCGCUCCAAAGCCUUCUCCACCUGCGUACCCCACCUGGUCAUCGUGGCUCUGUUCAUCACGUCUGGCACCUCUGCCUACUUAAAGCCAAUAUCAGACUCUCCCUCUGCACUGGACCUGCUGGUGACUGUGUUCUAUGCCGUGGUGCCCCCUACUCUUAAUCCCCUCAUCUACAGCCUGAGGAACCGGGACAUGAAGGCAGCGAUGGGAAGGCUGCUGUGGCCAAAAUAUUUCCCAAAGGAGAAACUAUCUGUCGGAUAA
Tachyglossus aculeatus (Australian echidna) is the source of this 738-nucleotide messenger RNA. Its product is annotated as putative olfactory receptor 14L1. The record is from RefSeq and is a predicted model, not a curated record. Gene Ontology annotation, cellular component: membrane. The transcript is spliced from 2 exons. NCBI's taxonomy places the organism in Eukaryota, Metazoa, Chordata, Mammalia, Monotremata, Tachyglossidae. Gene Ontology annotation, molecular function: G protein-coupled receptor activity; odorant binding; olfactory receptor activity. The coding region runs from base 1 to 738 and encodes 245 amino acids. Gene Ontology annotation, biological process: G protein-coupled receptor signaling pathway.